Messenger RNA from Diachasmimorpha longicaudata, 1263 nucleotides. RefSeq names its product nuclear receptor subfamily 2 group E member 1 (gene Hr83). Gene Ontology annotation, molecular function: nuclear receptor activity; zinc ion binding; RNA polymerase II cis-regulatory region sequence-specific DNA binding. The transcript has 8 exons. Gene Ontology annotation, biological process: anatomical structure development; cell differentiation; regulation of transcription by RNA polymerase II. The record is from RefSeq and is a predicted model, not a curated record. The coding region runs from base 1 to 1245 and encodes 414 amino acids. NCBI's taxonomy places the organism in Eukaryota, Metazoa, Arthropoda, Insecta, Hymenoptera, Braconidae.
AUGACCCCUUUUGUUAUGUGUGCUCAAGUGAGGAUAAAGCUUUCCGCCGGAAGAGGUGCUCGAAGGAUGUUUCCACCCCUGGUUAUUUUAUUCCAACAAAUCCCCUCUCGAUCGGAAUCAGAAUCUACCGGUGUCGACCUGAACGAAUGGACAAUUCGAAUUCAUAUCGCGGAGUUGAGUGGUCGAGAACCUCACGUCUUUUUAAGUAUUAGGGAGUACAGAGAAAUGGGAAGAACCCUUCCAACUCCAGUUCCUUGCAAAGUCUGCGGAGAUCGAUCCUACGGAAAACAUUACGGAGUCUACUGUUGCGACGGUUGUUCCUGUUUUUUCAAGAGAUCAGUUCGUCGAGGUGCCUUAUACACAUGCAUAGCAGGCACAGGAACAUGCGCAGUGGAUAAAGCUCGAAGGAACUGGUGCCCCCACUGUCGCCUGAGGAAGUGUUUCGCAGUGCAGAUGAAUACCGCAGAUAAUGGAUUUGUUCGAAAAUCAUCUCGGAAGCCUGUUCAAGAAGAGCGCGGUCCGCGCACCAGAAAUCGUGCGUCAUCAUCUCUAAGUUCAACGACACCUUGGAGUCCAAUAGAGCCCGCAGCAACAGCAUUUCCACCUAAGAUCAAUGAAGCAAUUUGUCCCGACACCCGAAUGAUACCAAGUAUUUUUCACCCUGCCUUGCUUCCCCCGCUGCUUCCUCGUCUGGUCUCCCCAGGAGAAGCCAUUCACUACGAAGUCUCGGCGCAAAUAUUUCUCUCCUCAAUUCGUGGCGCUCGUAGACAACGAGACUUUUCAGUGCUAAAUGCCUCUGACCAAACGACAAUCCUACGACAGAAUUGGGCUGCCAUAUUUACUCUACGAGCUUCAAUAUGGCCGAUAGACCUGGUGGAACUACAACCACAAAUUCCGACACCUAACACAACAAUAAUCACGUGUUUAUCAUCAGCACGAUCGAUGAUACAGAAAUUGCAACUGGAUGAAAUGGAAAUUUCUUGUUUAGAGACUUUUGUCACUUGUCGUCCAGAAUUAGCUGAAACAGUCGAGGCACUGAGUGCAAUGACCGCAGGAAGAACCGCAGCCUUGGAGUCUCUCAUUGAGCAUCUCCAAGGGCGAGAAGACAACGUUCACCGUCUUGCCGAAAUUCUCCUCAUCCUUCCAAUUCUAUUAACCUGCACCAACAAGGACCUAGCCCUAGCCCUCUUCGCCCCCAUAAUCGGUGACGUAGCUCUUGAUCGCGUCAUCGCUUCGAUCCACUAAUCAGAAUAAACAUGUACU